CAUGGCUGGGCGCCGAGGAUCUGUCUGAUGGUUCCCAGGCCGCGCUGAUGCUGCUCUGCCAGAAGAGAGAUGGGGAAAAGAUACUUCUGUGACUAUUGUGACAGGUCCUUUCAGGACAACCUUCACAACAGGAAGAAACACCUUAAUGGAGUGCAGCAUCUCAGGGCUAAAAGAGUCUGGUAUGACUUAUUCCGAGAUGCUGCCGCUAUCCUGCAAGAGGAGCAAACCAAGAAACCUUGUCGGAAAUUUCUACAAACAGGACAGUGUGAUUUUGGGUCCAACUGCAGAUUUUCCCACAUGACAGAGCAGGACCUGGAGAAGCUGAGUGCCCAGGUUCAAGGGGAGCAGAGAUCGAAGGAGCUGCGGCAGGAGGGAGCAGAUGUCCCGCCUGGCACCAUUGAGGACUGGCUGGAGAAGAGAGCAAAGAGACUGAGCAUGGCUCAGAGUAACAGUGCUCUGCCUGAGAAGCCAGCACCUUUCCAGUACCCGCCAGGCUGGCCGCCAGUGCAGGAUCUGCCCCCAUCCCUGCAGGCCCCCCCACCUGGAGGGUGGCCAGCCCCCCCUAACCUGCAGUGGGGCUGAGGCACAGGGACCCCCACAGAGGUUGUGCUGGAGAUGAACUGCUUCCUCGCCUGUUCUAAGAAAGGGACAGAAUUAUUUAUAUACACUUUUAUAUCAAUAAAAGCCCUCCCCC
Molecule: messenger RNA, 694 nt
Organism: Pelecanus crispus (Dalmatian pelican)
Lineage: Eukaryota; Metazoa; Chordata; Aves; Pelecaniformes; Pelecanidae
Source: RefSeq, a predicted model, not a curated record